GUUGAUUGUAGUAAAGUUUUGAGGAGUACCCUUGCAAGAGGAUUCGGAUUUGUCAAGUUCUUUAAAAGUUUGGAAUACAGGUUCUCUCAACGAGAUCAAGCAGAAAGAGAUUUGAAAAGAUCACUGGAAGUGGUUGCGUCCGAAAAUGGCGAGCUAUCAUCCAAGGCACAGGAGAUGCUUCGCAAAUUUGAUCCAAUGAUAAAUAGUUCAUACGUGGAACGGUAUUGGACUUCGACUCGAGUAAACGAGGAGCGCGAAAAGACUCGUUCAGAAGAAAUUAUUUCUAACGAAAAAGAAGAACAACAUUUCUUUAACCUAAAGUCAAAUAUUGCUAUGGAACAUGAUGUCGCAAGAAAUUCUUUUCGAACCCAAAUUCUGGAGCGUCUAAAUAAAAAG
Molecule: messenger RNA, 396 nt
Organism: Ambispora gerdemannii
Lineage: Eukaryota; Fungi; Glomeromycota; Glomeromycetes; Archaeosporales; Ambisporaceae
Source: the annotation of a GenBank genome assembly